Molecule: messenger RNA, 273 nt
Organism: Lodderomyces beijingensis
Lineage: Eukaryota; Fungi; Ascomycota; Pichiomycetes; Serinales; Debaryomycetaceae
Source: the annotation of a GenBank genome assembly
AUGAACCAACCAAAACGUGGAAUGACCCAAAUGGAAAACCACACGGCGCAGCUGGAACUGUCGCUAUCGAAAGUGGAACUGGAGCUGGCGGAGGCAAAUUUGGUCCCGGAUCUAGAUUUCGAUUUGGAGAAACAGCAACUUAGAGGUGACGUUGAGGAAGUUUACAAAGUUGAGAGAAGCAAUGACGCCAACAACGUGGUUUAUCUUUUCCGGUUGAUUUUGGUGAUUGCGGUUGUUGUCGUUUAUCUUUACGUGACGAGAUUUGGAGCUUGA